Trypanosoma theileri is the source of this 2427-nucleotide messenger RNA. Its product is annotated as putative cullin 2. The coding region runs from base 1 to 2427 and encodes 808 amino acids. Gene Ontology annotation, molecular function: ubiquitin protein ligase binding. Lineage: Eukaryota; Euglenozoa; Kinetoplastea; Trypanosomatida; Trypanosomatidae. The record is from RefSeq and is a predicted model, not a curated record. Gene Ontology annotation, cellular component: cullin-RING ubiquitin ligase complex. The transcript has a single exon. Gene Ontology annotation, biological process: protein ubiquitination; ubiquitin-dependent protein catabolic process.
AUGGGGUAUCCUUCUGCUGGAGAUGAACAACAUUUUGAUGUUGUAAGUGCAUACUCAGGAUCAUUAUUUGCCAAAACUUUUGAUUUUAAUGCACUGUGGAGCAGAGUAAGUUCUGUUUGUAAUAAUAUCCUCGCAUGGGAUGAGUCCCCGGAUUUUAAAGGACAAAAAGCAAUUCAGGAGGUGGUUCGUGCAUAUACCAUUGUAUACAGAUUGGUUUCUGCUCCUUGUAAUGAAUGUCCAAAGUUAGUUCGUGGAUCAACUAACCAAGAGGAUGUGGUUGGAAAUGGACUUGAAGGUACACAAGCGCUCGUCGUUUAUUAUCUUCUUCGUGACAUGAUACGCUCUUGGUUAUCAAAAACGGUUUUACAUCGUCUUAAGGCUUCUAUUAACACUGAUCCAUCGGGCUUAUUGAAAACCUAUCUUAAAGAAUGGAAAACAUUUAUUGUUGCAGUAAAUAAUCUUAGAGUGGUGUUUUCUUACCUUCAUGGACCCUGGCAAAAAUAUGGUGCACCUCCUGAACAUCCACUUUUACCAACUGAGGUUCUUGCCUUGAUUCAGUGGAAUGAAGUAAUAAUGGUUCCUGUAAUUACAGAUCCUAUGGGAAAAGAAGUUUUAAAUCUUAUUGCACAGGAUCGAAAAAAUCCAUUAGAUGGAACGAAUUGUGUUCUCUUACGAGAACUUUCAGAAGCAUUGGGAACUUUAAGUGAUCCACGAGCCAAUUUUUAUGUUACAACGAUAGAAGAACCAUAUAUUCAUUUAUUACAGACUUUUUGCCAAGAUAAUAAACCCCAGAAAACUAAAUGUGAUGUUUUAGAAUAUAUUAACUGGUGUUUAAACCUUUUUCGAGAAGAAGCAGGACGAGCAGAACAAAUUUUAAAUAAAUCAUCUAUACCUUUGAUAAAACAAAGAAUGGCAGAUGUACUCAUUGAUAAAAAUAUUGACUAUUUGGUAGGACCGUUAAGUUUAUGGAUGGUCAAUAAUAAUGGAUCUGGAUUACUUGUUAUGUAUGAGUUGAUGUCGAAGAGUACUACUGGAUUAACUAAAUUUACAGAUACAAUUAUAGAUACUGUUUUUCGUAAAGGAAUGGAUGAAGUGGAUAAAAUGUGUGAAGAAUCUGUUCGAAAAGGUGAAAGUAUUUAUAGGGCUGUUCUUAAAGGAAUAAUAUCAGUAAAUACCUAUUUUGAACCUGCUAGAGCUCCUUUUAAAGAGCUUAAAGUUCUUGACAAACCUAUGUCUAGUGGAUUAGAAAAGGUUUUGGAAAAUACUCGACAUAUUAAGAGUAGAACUGCAUUGGGAGAAGAAUUAGCACGGCUUGCACAUAUGGAAUUAAAAUCUCAUGGAACAAGUGAAGAUUUUAACCGAGCUAUUCGUGAAAUUGUUUUAUUAUUUGAACUUCUUCCAUCAAAGGCUUCUUUUUUGGAGUCUUACCCUAAAUAUCUUACUGAAAGGCUUUUAUCUGAAACUUAUUGUGAAACUUUUGAACGUUUAACCAUUGAGAAAAUAUCAGAAUCAAAAGGUUGUACCAAUGAUUUUCUACAUAAAUGCGAAAUUAUGUUAAGCGAUGUAGUGGAGAAUAGUAAAUCUUUAUUAGAUGAGUUUAAUUUAACUCGUUCUGAUGGUUUUACUAAGGAUUCAUGGGUAUUUAAUCCAAGAGUUCUUACAUGUUAUAUGUGGACGGCCAUUUCAGCAGAUACAUCAAUACCGAUUCCAUCAUGUUUGUCAAUUAGAAUAAUGGAAUAUCAGAAAUUUUUUUCUCGAGUUCGUCCAAAACGUCAUCUUACUUUUGUUUCACGUUUUUCACGGGGUGUAGUAAAGAUGAACUUACCUCGUGGAUCAGGAAUACAAAGUCUUGAAUUACAUGUUGGACAGUUACAAUUACUUUUAACAGAGUAUUUUAAUCAGGUAGAUGAAUGGAACGUUGAAGAACUUUUCAAGAUUAUAUCCUUACCCCAAAAUGAUGCUCUUUUCUCUGCCAUAAAUGCUUUUGUUAGGCAUGGUAUUUUUGAGAUUUUUAAUGGAGAAGAAAAAGUUGAUUUACCUUUAGAUAAGGUAUUACCAAAUUAUAUUAUUCGUUUGGUACCUUUACCAGCUGCUAAAAAAAGAAAGUUAUUACUAUAUCCGUAUGAAUGGGGUGGUACUUUACAAAAUACAAUGGCAAAUUCUUCAGAAUUUUCUAAUGACCAUGUGGAUGCUUCUUAUGUGGCAGAUCAAGUAAAAACCCCUGCUAUACAAGCUACACUUAUUCGAGUUUUCAAAUCUUCUGGAACUCUUUCAUUCGCUCAACUUUUGGAAAAAGUCAAAGAUGAAUCUCUUCCUCAUUUUACACCUACUGUUCAGCAAGUAAAGGUGUCUUUGGAGUUCCUUAUCAAUCGUGGAUUUAUAAGCAGAAGUGAUACAAACGGAAAUGAUUUUUCAUAUGUUUCUUGA